Molecule: messenger RNA, 480 nt
Organism: Aspergillus pseudonomiae
Lineage: Eukaryota; Fungi; Ascomycota; Eurotiomycetes; Eurotiales; Aspergillaceae
Product: pectin lyase fold/virulence factor
Exons: 2
Coding region: 1-480 (159 amino acids)
Source: RefSeq, a predicted model, not a curated record
AUGAAUGUUGCGUCAAACAAAACAAUCCUCGGCGACGGAAACAAAGGAAUCAUCAAAGUGAAAGGGUUGAGAUUCAAUAACGGCGUGUCAAAUAUUAUUUUCCAAAACGUUCAAAAUUCCGACUUGAAUCCUGACGAAACUUCGUACUCUGCCGGCUGCGAUGGGUACACCUACUGGGGCUUUGAGAUGGUAGGCGAAGCAGAUCAGAUUACUAUGCAGAGCUGCUAUAUCUACAAGACAGCUGGUCGCAGUCCAGCCUUGAGUGGAGGUACUCCCCUACAUGCGGUGAACAAUGUCUGGGAGAAGAACAACGGUCAUGAGCUAGAGGGUGGCGAAUCAACUGCGAGGGGUAUCUUCGAGGGAAGCGUUUGGAUAAAUGUGUCCAUGAUUGUUGGAGGCUAUACCGGCAGACUUUUCAACACACCGGAUUCCUCGUCCGCUGGUGAUUACAAAACAGUUCUUAGUCGGCUUGCGAAGUAA